ACUUAUAGAAUGCAACACCUUUAGAGCCAUUGAAAGCUACAGCAUGGCUAUAAAUGAGGCCUGAUCUCCUCAGUGUUCAGUCUGAGUCUGGACCAGGAGCUCAUCAUGACUAACGGAGUGAAUGGAGGACUCCGUGGUCUGCUGGCAGAGAGGUCAAGUGGAGCUCCGAGGAGGAGAUUCAAAAGAUACACAACAGGAACUUACAUCGGACUUAUUGCAUGCGCAAUUCAAGGUUCACCAGACAAGAUGCUCACGUUCAAACAGAUAAUGAAACAGCUGGAACCAUUUGUCUUCGGGGACAAAAAGGGAAUUGAGAACAACAUCAGAGUCUGUCUUUCAUCAAACAGGUGUUUUGAAAAGGUGCCAGUCGAUCCGAAUUAUCCAAAUCCUAAAAAGAACUUCUGGAAAGUGGAUGAAAAUGGCAUUACUCCAAAAAUGUUUCGCCGGCAUUUCAAAUAUCUAAUCAACCUAUUCCCUGGCCUGUCGAUUCAGACACAAGCGGUGGAUGAGUGUAAAGACAAUUCUCAUGCUCCUGAGCCUCUUACUCCAGCCUGCAAGGUCGCAGAAAGCAAAAGUGAAGGCAAAUUUACAGGCCCCUUUUCCAUAGAUUCAUUAUUGAAGAGCGACCGUGAAGAGAAGCGCAUGCGCAGCACGCGUUUGGAGGAACAUGUGCACUACAUAGACGCACAGCGUGGCACGGCCAAGAGAAAAAACGUUUAUGAAUAUGAAGCAGUGGAGCGUUAUAACCCUGUUCCAGUAGUAGGACGUGAACUGGCCUCAGCGAAAAUACCUCUUCUAUCUUCUGGACCUCAGCUCGGACAGUCUCUGCCUCCACAUAUCACAUAUAAUCAUCAUGUUCUCUUCAACUCCCCUUUAAUGUAUGAUAGGCCUACUAGAUAUGUCAGCUGGUGAACAGCCAGAGUGACCACAUGUAGCCAAAUGGGAAGAAAUUGCACUUUAUUUUUUUUGCUUUUUAAUAAACCAAUCUUUUUCA
Carassius carassius (crucian carp) is the source of this 994-nucleotide messenger RNA. RefSeq names its product forkhead box protein Q1-like. NCBI's taxonomy places the organism in Eukaryota, Metazoa, Chordata, Actinopteri, Cypriniformes, Cyprinidae. Gene Ontology annotation, molecular function: DNA-binding transcription factor activity, RNA polymerase II-specific; RNA polymerase II cis-regulatory region sequence-specific DNA binding. Gene Ontology annotation, biological process: cell differentiation; anatomical structure morphogenesis; regulation of transcription by RNA polymerase II. The record is from RefSeq and is a predicted model, not a curated record. The transcript is spliced from 3 exons. Bases 106 to 912 code for a protein of 268 amino acids.